Messenger RNA from Vitrella brassicaformis, 1195 nucleotides. The record is from the annotation of a GenBank genome assembly. Lineage: Eukaryota; Vitrellaceae.
CCCCAGCGUGUCAGUCAUGCGAUGAAGAGAAACUCACUAGGCCGUCCCCUCCCACACGGAGCAGAAAUCCACUACAAAUGUACAACAAAGGGCACAGGUGCACUGCGAACUUUGCAGACAGACAGACAGGGCACUACCGACACACACAUGUGCGUGACAGACAAAUGACCGUUUGUGACGAAUGUGUGGGUAUGCAUGUGGUGGCCAUAAUGAUAUCAUGCCCACCGCAUCCACACCCACACCCACAUCAGGCAACAUCCACCCUCUCUCAGUCCAGAAAGCACACAAGCACACCACACCCAUGAUACCAACCCGGUGUUCCCCAGCCCCUGUCCCCUUCCCCACUUCCCCCACUCGUGUGUCUAUUUACAUGCUGAAGUCACACACAUAACACAGUACACUGACAGGCAAAAGGCACACACAACACCACACAACAAAAACUAUGCAGUGCAGACGCAUAACGCAAACAGCAAGACAGGCCAAGUGCUCUUCACACUUACGCAAACAUGCACACACAACACGCAACAGGCAUGCAUUCAUCUACAGACUUAAUGAAAGAACAGUGACGACACAUCGGAGGCAGACGAGUGCACAGACGGUGUGGGUCGGAUCGAAUCAGCUGAUUGGACCGAGACCUCUCAGUACCUCCGGAAGCCUGCACACAUGUCCCGGACAGAGAGCUGCCCUGUGUCCUAUGUGCUUCUGUCUCAUCCCUUACAUUUGUGGCGCCAGCAGCGAUAGCCGGACCGGCAAUGGCGGUCUUGACGACAAUCAUGAGGUCCUGCACAGCAAAAACCACAGAAGGGAGGGGUACGUGAUGAUGCUCACUCACUGUCGGGCCAGUCGUGGGUGCGUUGUGGUCGUGCUCACCCAGUGCACGCAGGUUGCCCGACGUCGCAGGCCCGUCCUUCUUCCCUUCAUCCCUCUCAUAGGUCUCAGGCUCAUCGACCAGCAAGUCCUCUUGUUCAUCCACAAUCGUCAGGCCAAUGUCAGAUCCAUCAACAGCAGCAGGAGGGGCAGCAGUAGUGGAAGCGGGAGCAGCAGCUGUGCUGGCCACCGUGGCUGAGGGCAUCCACACCGCCACAAGCAGAGAGGCGAAGACAACCAGUGUCAGGCGCGAGAAGAGAGCCAUGGACGCUGACGCCCAAUCGAGAGCGGUUGAAAGAGAGAGAAGGGGGAACUGAUUGAUCCAUCC